Molecule: messenger RNA, 1917 nt
Organism: Eucalyptus grandis
Lineage: Eukaryota; Viridiplantae; Streptophyta; Magnoliopsida; Myrtales; Myrtaceae
Product: protein ACCELERATED CELL DEATH 6
Exons: 3
Coding region: 1-1917 (638 amino acids)
Cellular component (GO): plasma membrane
Molecular function (GO): protein phosphatase 1 binding; protein phosphatase regulator activity
Source: RefSeq, a predicted model, not a curated record
AUGAAUAAUGCAUUGGCAGCUGUGCAAGCCACAGAGGGACAAGAUCCAGCAAAAACGUAUGCAGAUGCUCGAAAACUGGCUGACGUCAUCGAACGCGCUGACGCGGAAGAGUUCAUUUCCGAGAUCAAAACGAUAGCCAAUCAAACCGAUCCGUCUGCUAUUUUCAAUUUCUCGGGCCUAUGGAGUGGUUCACUGCUCCACAUUGCAGCAGCCGCCAAAAAGUACGACAUCCUAAGGCUUCUGCUUGAUCAUGUUAGUGACCACCUCAUAGCAGCCCAAAAUGAAUGGGGAGAUACCCCACUCCACAUGGCCGCUAAGGCGGGGGGAUCUAGAGCCGCCACGAUGUUGAUUUGCCGGGCAAGAGACUUGCCCAAUGUUGAGGGCAAUAAUCGGAUCCUGAGGAUGAAGAACAAACAUGGAAACACUGCCUUGCACGAGGCCGUGUUCAAUGGUCACGUCAACAUGGUGCGCCUCUUGUUGAGAGAAGAUUUGGAGCCUGUGUACUGGAAGAACGUGGCUGGGAAAUCUCCCCUUUACCUGGCCCUCGACACCAACAACUCCGCUAUACAUGAGGUUUUAUUUUCACUCUCGCUCGAACCAUCAAGGAUAGAAGGCAUGCCGCCCGUUCAUGGUGCUAUUGUACGUUGGGACGAUGAAUUAGUCGCCAAGAUACUCCAAUGGAACAAGAAGCUAUUUGCAAUGAUUGACUCAGGAGGGUACAAUGUAUUCCAUUUAGGUGCUUACAUCAAGUGGUCCCCAGUAUUCGAUAUCUUACUACCAGAAAUUGAAUAUUUGGCCCGAGAACGGGACAUGAAUGGGGAUCUUCCCAUUCAUAUAGCGGCCAAGAGGGGCCAUGUUAACCUAAUCAAAAAGCUAUAUCCAGUAUCGCAAUUGCCAAAUGGACAAGGACAAACCGUUCUUCAUGUCGCAGCAAAAUUUGGAAGAGCUUCAGCGGUGAGACAAAUACUCAGACAUCCAGAACUGGGAGAGCACAUAAAUGCAAUGGAUCAUGAUGGAAAUACACCUUUGCACUUGGCUGCGAUGCAUGCACAACCCGCUGCUUUGAUUCAUCUUUUGCAGGAUAAAAGAAUUCGACUCACCACUUCCAACAACAUAUGCUUGACCGCUUACAACAUUGCUGUAGAAUGCAUGGCAAGGGAGCAUACAAUUCGGAAUGAAUUGGCAUACAUGGUGUUGGCUUGCUCGGACAUUUGGGAAUCUUCAGUUUCUGACAGAGACACGCUCAUACUUCGACCGGAAGCUCGAGAUGAAAAGCUUGUCUCGCCCGAAACGAAGCCAGACAGGGAUGCAACCAGGGAUUUUGUCAAUUCCCGUAUGGUGGUGGCAAUGCUUGUGGCUACUGUGACUUUUGCAGCUGGUUUCGCAGUUCCUGGAGGAUUUAACGGCUCGGACAUGGCCUCCAAAGGUGACCAGGGCAUGGCUACGAUGCUGGACAAGAGAAUGUUCCAGGCUUUCGUGAUUUGCAACACCAUCGCAAUGUUCUGCUCAAUGAUCGUCGUUGUCAUACUCUACUUGGUGCGGCUAAAUGACGUCGGAGCUGUGGCAUCUGCAUACGCGAACUCAACACUGCCACUAAUAAUUGCACUCCCGGCAAUGUCGGUUGCUUUCUUAACUGGUGUCACCUUGACCAUUAGCAAACUCCCUUGGCUUGCCAACGCCAUAUUUUAUUUGGGACUUGUUUUCCUCCUCAUUAUCUCAGUUGCUUCAUUGUUACAGUUCCCUCCCUUACUUGUGAUAGGCGGCCUUUGUUGUCGUCGUCUGGUGCUUGGGAUUAUUCUCAUUUACAUUUCUUUGUGGGGAGUUGACACAUCCGUUUAUAAUGAUGCCAGUAAAUCAAAGACCAAUGACUCGACGGCAGCGAAAUGUGGGGAGGCGCCACAUCCUCCAAAUCACUGA